AUGGAGGAGGAAACUGUAAAUCAUCUCACAAAUUCACAAUCAACAGCCAAAACGAUGACGGACCGUGGUGUGAUGAUUCCGGGCUAUUGCACAUUCCCAAGACCACCGGCAGCCGCCGCUAGGCUUUCGUCGCUGGCAGAGCAUACCGAGCGCCAGCAAGUGCUGGAUCGGGAUGCAAACAAUAGUGGCCACUUCUACACACUACGACCGGCAAAGAUGGGCGGUGUUGGUGGGCGUUUAAAUUCAAUGGUGGGCAGUUUUCGGAAGGUAGUACCACCAGCCACAGAAGAUCUUGCCGAAUCGAACCGUAACCUGCUGUACGAGCAGAACAUGAGCACGUUCGAGAAUUUCUGCGAAAGGCGUAAUAGUCAGCAGCGGUUGCAACCGCACGAAGCCGGCAAGGAGGAGGAGGAAGAGUCGGCUGAACUUGGUCCGGACAGUUUGGGCAAUUUCUGCACACUGCGUAAGGUGCGCCGAGCGCGCAGUGGAAGUGACGCCGUGUCCGACGCAAAUCGACGCCCGCUGGGUGGUGCGUACUGUACGUUGAAGAAGAAAAAGCUGCAAUUAAAUCGGAAGUUUGUGGAAAGUUUCUUGGAAGAUCCGAACGCGAAGGUGGUGGACUAUCUGUCCGAGUUGGACGCGUACCUGGACGAGAUGGAUGAUGAGCUGUGCGGUGCAGUGGAUGAUAGCAGUGAAGGUGAGAGUGAAGUUAAUAGUGCGAGUGAAGAUCACGGUUCGGGGCAGAAUCUGCCAGCUCUAGAUGGCAAGUGUCAGGGUGCUAAAGAGGUGGAACAAGUUGGCGAAAGUUUACAGUAUUACCAAACCAAUGUGCGGAGUGACGCUGGUGAAGCGUGUGGUGCGACGGUGAACGAUGUGUAUCAGGAGGAUCGUAUCAAGUUCGGUGACAUCAAGCAUUUCUGUACACUUCCCAAACAGAAACGUGCCCAAUUUCUGGAUGCGUUUAAGCGUGGUGCGUCGAUGCGUAGGUCGGUCGUAAGUCAACCAAAAGCGACCGACGAAUGUGAGCAGCAAAAACAACACGAACCAGCAAACAUUCCGGAUGAGAAGAUCGAGUGUGCAAAGUCGUCAGAAAGCGGGGACAAUACUAAUGGCCAAGCUUCGACCGCCACACUUCACCGCUACGGUCAAUCAUGGGGCAAUGACGCUCCACAUCAUCAUCCCAGCUGGCAUCGGAAUUCGAUGCGCAAGAAGCUCCUGAUAGAACUGCCCGAACAGGAGAUCUUCGAAUUUCCGGUGUCCUCAAAUGUAGUUUCCGAAGCUUCUACUAGUGCUGGGAGCAAUGAAUCUCUACAGGGAACCAACGACUUAAGCUCCAUCACCACAUUGCCGAUGGAUGAGGUGUCAACGGUGACGGAAACGCUUGGUGUAAUUCCUUCCUUGGUUGCUGGGUUACCUCCCUCUCCGGUGCCGCCGUUUGUCGAACACCGAGAACAGCUUGUGGCAUCGGCUCCUCCCGCCCCCGACUCCUCUUCACCUUCACCACAACUGCUCGAAACUGAUCUGGAUGUGAUUGUACAGGAGCGUCCAAGACAAGCAGGACGGCGGGCCCAGUCACAGCCACGGAUCGGAUCUAUAACGGUUGUACGGGAUGCUACGACGAACGAGCUCAUCAUCCAUACGAACAGUGUGCCAGGAUCUCCGACGGCACCUCCACUAGAAGACCUAAGGCCAUCGUACCAGGCAAAUCAACAACAUGGCCAUUAUACGGGCGAAUCGGAAGGCAGUUCAAUUGGCAGCUCACGGAAUCCGAGCCCUGUUUCGCUGCUAUCUACGACAACCACAUGCAGUUCGAUAGCAUCGGGCACUGAUAACGCUAACGAGAGGACACACCAAAGUGUAUCGGAGUCACCGCACGAUGGAUCCCCGGAAUUAGGUUCCUCCCCAUUUACGGAAGGUUCUACCAUUGUUAACUCCAUCGCUGCCGUCCGUUCGGCAGCCCCCGACCGACGACUGCGUGACUCCUCCGAUCUGCACAGUCGCAGCACAAACACCUCCUUCACGCAAGCUACGCAGGUCGAAGAACGUUCGAACACAUCGGAAGACCGUACUCCUGCUGCCACCACCGGUGAAGAUGAAUCGGACGUGGAAGCGGUCGCUCCGCAACGUGGCAGUAGCCGCCGAAGCGAUGGCCGUCCGAAAGCACGUUGGCCACACGCAAUUUCCCGCUCGCUAGCGACCACCUUUUGCACGCUAGGGCUAUUCAACAUUUCACGCUUUGCCGUGUUUAGCGUCCAUUUCGGAGCUAACUUUGUGGUACAAUUUUUGAUCUUUUCGCUCCUGUUCGGUAUACCGAUGCUGUGGCUACAGAUGGUCCUAGGUGCGCGAAUUCGCGGCGGUCCCGUCACGAUGUGGCGCAUCAGUCCGAUAUGUAAAGGCAUCGGAAUAGCGUUGCUGCUCGCCCAAGCACUCGUCACCCUUUACUCGGCAAUCUCGCUUGCCUGGGUGCUGGUGUACUUCCGGGACGCGUUUAUCAUGCGCAACGAGAAGUACCGCUGGCAGGAACCGUUCGAGCUGUAUCGUGGCGUCGGACAGGACAAUCAAUUGUACCGACUGCCGGACACGGUAGCGGAUUACUUUAACGGGGUUGUUUUGCAACGCUACUAUCUCGCACACCAGGCUGCCUCGGUUCCGAUUAGCUACGGUGCACGCAAUCUACCACCAGCUCCUGCCCCGUCACGUACCAACGGAAUCGGAGCAAUACGUUUCCAGCUUGCGUUCAAUAUGGCCAUCCUCUGGACAUUGGUGUUUGUGGCACUCUGUCGUGGCAUACGCUCACUGGGGAAAAUCGUAAUCGGAGUGUUUCUCGGUGCAUUCGUUGGACUCGCUGCAGUUUGUGGAAAAUUCCUGACGUUCAUCAACUAUGACAGCGUGCAGAACAUUUUCCCGGCGACCGAUUGGCAGGACUUCUUUCUCAAUUCGCGCAGUUGGACGAGUGCGGCCCAGGAAACGUUCCUAACGUGGGGUCUGCUGGGUGUGUCUGUGUACGCGAUCAACUGUCGGAGCAACCGGAAGGGUAGCUGUAACUUGCGGACACGUCGUGAGCUGCGCCGUGACGCUUUUCUUGUCGCGCUCAUUACUCUUGUGGUGCUGAUACUGGCUGCCAUCUUGGGUAGCUCUUGUGUGCAGAUACUGAACAGCCGUGGGUAUUACUACUUCCCGGGAUCAUACGAAAAUCUAGGCACAAACGUAUUCCUGCGGCCAGCAAAUCAGCCGCUCCCACCCCAACACGCAACCAUGCCCAACCGUUGGCUCAUCCGCUACUCGACCGUUACCGGGGAAAGCUUCAAACGCUCGUAUGCUGACCCGAGUCGCGAAUCCGGCUAUCAGGCUUUGCGCCUUGUUACCGAACUGUUCCCGGCAGCACUAGCCGCCGCUACCCCGGAACACAUUGCACCGGUCUGGGGACUGGUCGGCUACAUGGCGCUAGUACUGUUCGGAUUGGGACAGCUGUGCGUGAUGUGGAAACCAAUCGCGGGAGCUAUCGGUGAUGCCCCAUCCUCUAUUCUGCUGAGCUGCGUAACGGGACUACUGCUUGGGAUGCCAUUGGCUACCGAAGGUGGCAUUAACAUUGUGCACUAUCUCGACACUAUCCUCGGUGCAGCGUGGUGGGUUCUGUUGCUCUGGAUCGGUCACAUUCUUGCACUGUUCCUAGUGCGUGGUCGACCUUUCACAAGUGACAUUCUAGUCAACGAUCUGCAGAUACUGCAAUCAUUUUCCGCGUUUGUAGCAUUCGCUUGGAACUUCCUGCUGCCGAUUGGGCUCAUCUUCAUGUGCAUCGUUCAGUACCGGCUAUCAAACAGUGCCGCCCUCUUCAACUGGUCUUCGACGACAUCUGCAACGACGGGAGCUGCGGGAGCAAACAACUAUUGGCCACUGUGGGCUCGUCAGGUUGGGGGCUUUGUGCAGGUUAGCUUUCUGCUGCUAGUUCCGGUUGUAAUGGUGAUACAGAUCUAUCGCUAUCUUUGCCGUGGUCCACCUGACAUACUUGACCGAGUUGAUCUAUUGCUAAGACCACCGAUAGAUGGCGACACUAGCAAUUCCAUCCGAACGAUACAUUCUCGCCGUGCCCCAGUUUCGCUGCCAGUGCAACGAAGUGCCGCUUCCGGUUCGGGUCGUGACGGUUCUGAACCGACCAUCACACUAUCGAUGGAUUCACGCUCGGUGCGUGAUGCGGACGAUGCUCCUCCAAAAUAUACCCCACCACCCUCGUACACUACCGCGACCGGUGCCCGCAUUGCUAAGCUGUUGCGCAACAGCAUUCGGCGGAGUGUGCGUCGUCUGAUGGGAGAAUCGAGUGGAGGUGCUGCACCAACGAUUCGACAACGUGCCGCACUCCCACAGGCUGCUGCGGCAAACAUGCAGGCGGCGAAUCCUUCCACUGGCGAUGAAUUACCACCGCCAGAUUACUGUUCCGCGCUGCAACAGUUCGGUGGUGCUACGCCCUACCUUAGCACAGCGGGAGGACUUGAGCUAAACCACCAAAAUCCAACAGUAGCGCCACGCAUCCUCUACAACUCAUCCACACUCGGCAGCGGUCGAAGAUAUCGCUCACUGAACGCAACGGGAGAUUCGAUGCAGCAGCAAACGACAUCACAAAAUCAGCCAAACUUUACCGCUUCCGAUGUGAGGCAGAUACUGCGACCGGGCAACAAUCCACCGGCCUGCUUCACGCAGACACUACGCAACACGCUGCUGCGACGCGGACACUCGAUGGAAAAUCUCGUCCUAGCCGCAGCUCCACUCGGAGACUCGAGCAUCAUCACACUGAACGGGGACGAGGACGAUGACAACGAUGAAGUAUGCCAGGAUAGCAAUCGAAUCCCCAGAAAUGGGCGCGAUUCGGUGAUAUAG
Messenger RNA from Anopheles maculipalpis, 4872 nucleotides. It is a transcript of the gene bdg, whose product is annotated as sodium-dependent transporter bedraggled. The transcript is spliced from 6 exons. Gene Ontology annotation, biological process: sodium ion transmembrane transport. The record is from RefSeq and is a predicted model, not a curated record. Gene Ontology annotation, cellular component: membrane. NCBI's taxonomy places the organism in Eukaryota, Metazoa, Arthropoda, Insecta, Diptera, Culicidae. The coding region runs from base 1 to 4872 and encodes 1623 amino acids.